GUCGAGCAACCCAGUGCAUCUGCCAGCGCCUGCGGGUGGAGGGAGUGCCGCUCACAGCCCAGGUAUCCGCACUUCUCCGUCUGGCACUGUCUCCGAGAGCAGCUUCGCGUCUCGCUACCAAGGUUUGGGCGGGUGGCGGUUCCGCCGGCUCCUGACCCCACGGAGUCCACCUCUCGGCCCUGGCGGGACGAUGCUGGAGUCCAUCCGCGUGACGGAAAAGCUUCACUGGCCUGAGCAAGAACUUGCUAAGAAGUCUGUUCUAAAUGCAGAAGACUCCUUGGUCCUUGACAGCAAGAAGAACCUUUCGCACUCGUCCUCUGGAAUACUGAAGGACAUUUUCACAACCGGAACCAGUAGUUACAAUGUCCUACUGCAGAGCAAGGAGGAAAGAAAGCACCACGCACAAAAGCAGUCUUCCUCCACCUGCUCCAAAAGAUAUAGGAAGCCCAGCAAAUGCGCUAGCUCUUCUCGUAGCAGAGACCCUCGCAGGACGAAAGCCCCAGUGCCCGUGACAAGCAGUGCUACUUGGUAUUGCCUGGAGAGGCAGCCUGCUGUGUUUGUCACUAGCUCAGUGUCGAGCCCUGUAAAGUUUACCGGUGAUAUCUCUGUUACAGGGAACAGCAUAGUCCUGCCACCCAAACCCAAAAGCAAGAUCAAGCGAUGCCAUUUCUCUCCUCUGCCAAAGCCCAAGCAGCAGCCACAGCUAUCUAGAAGCUUCGAAAAAGCAGAUGACUUUUCUGGAAAGAGAUUUUGCAUAUUGACUGCUAUAAAACCGACCAAUUUAGAAAAAGAAAAACUGAGAUUCUUCAAAUCUGACUAUACCUACAACCCCCAGUUUGAAUAUGCCAACCCGGCCCUGCCGAGUGUGUUAGCCAAGCACAGCAACGCAUCUGACCGAUUUUUGAAGCAGUCCAUCCGUAUCAUGGAACUGACUCUACAGAAGUAUGGAAGCUACGAGAAAUUUGAGCAGGCCACGGGCGGCAGCCUGCUGUCAAGGCCGCGCAUCUGGAGCCACGUGCGGAAGUACCUGACCAAGGAGGGCUGCCUGGGAGAGAUUGUAGUGCACCUCACUGAGGACCUGCUGUCUCGAGCCUCGAUGACAGUCGUCAAUGGGUGUCCCACCCUGACUAUCAACGUGGCCACCGCACGCGAGCACUGGCUGGAGGGGAUGCUGCGGCAUGAGAUAGGCACACAUUACUUCCGAGGUAUCAACAACCUGCAGCAGCCGUGGAACAGCUGGACAGGCCGCAGGAAACACGAGCUGAAGCCCAACAACCCCACAGAGGAGGGCCUGGCGAGCCUGCACAGCGUCCUGCUCAGGAAGGACCCCUUCCUGUGGAGGGCCGCCCUCCUCUACUACACCGUGUACCAGGCCAGCCACAUGUCAUUCUGUGAACUCUUCAGAGAUAUUGGCAAAUUUGUCAAGGACCCCAACACCCGAUGGGAUUACUGUGUACGAGCCAAGAGGGGCUGGACCGACACCUCCCAGCCAGGGUGUUUCAGUAAAGACCAAGUCUACCUGGAUGGCAUCCUCCAAAUCCUCCGAUACCGGGAGUCCAUAGACUUUCAUCUCCUGACCACGCUGGGGAAGGUCUCUUACGAAGACGUGGACCGCCUGAAAGGACUGGCGGUCACUGAGAACAUGCGGGUCCCGCACUUCCUGCAGGACCACGAGCGGUACAUGGAGCACCUGGAGAAGAUCAUGGAGGUGAAUGAGCUCACGGACGGAGAGCUGCGGGCCCUCAUCUAGGUGUGGCAGAGCAGCCCAGCCCCGGAGUCACUGGCUGGUGCGGCAGUGCCAGCGGACGCAUGAGAAGAGUGGCUUUCAACUUGAAUUUUCUGAAGAAUGCUCCUCAGUGUUCAGCUGAAUUUUUAGGUUCAAUGCACAGACUGUUUCCCUAAAAUGUUUCUGUGGGCUGUGGAGGGAGGCGGUUCCUGCUUCCAUCUCAGUCUCAGCAAAGUCAACUGGAAGCGCAGCUGCUGCGUCGUGUCUCUGAAGAGUCCUGGCCACGUCACACAGUAAGCUUCUCCCGGGUGCUGAGGCUGCUCCGCCAGAGACGGGAAGCCAGCCCUGCCCUGCACGCUGCUGGGGAUCCUGCAUUCUUCAAAAACCCAGUCUGGGAUGCUCCAGGAAGCCAGCUGUGGCUCAGAUUUCUAAUUUCUCUUAUAAGUGAAGUAAUGUUAAAGGAAGGGGAAAAGCAAUUUGAAAAGUUGUCCUUAAAUCCUUUAUUGUCUUAGCCUCUAGAAACUAAAUUGAAAAACUCACCACCGAGCUACAUCUUCAGCCUCUGAGAAUUGUCCCUUUUUGUCCAGAUACCUCUUAACUAAAUUCUUUUUACUUAUUGAAAACUGUUAUAUGCCUUUAAAAGUUUCACAAAGUUUUAAGGUUCUUCCCUCUGCAUUAUUUUAUAGAAAUGAUGUGUAUAUAUUCUGCACAAAUCAAUAUGGUUGGGGGUGGGGGAAGAUAGUCGCCAUUUUUGGAACAUGCAGCAAGGAGGGGACAAAUAACCUGACCUGAAACCCAGGGCAAACUUCCAUGCUCUGAAAACUGAAUCUCUCACGUUUCCACCCCCGGGCCUUGCGACACUGACUCAGUGUACUUCAUCCCAAUCUUUGACUUUCUCAAACAGUGACAGCAUAGUGUAAGUUCAGCAGUGAGAGCCACAUUUGCUGUGUGUUUCCUGCUGUCAGCUUGCACACUUACCUGUAUAAUUGGGUCAGUAUAUACUUGGCUGUGUAUACUGAAAAUCAAAGAGUUCUUCACAUAACUUACUUUAAUGAUCAGAAAAAAUCCUGCAGUGGCACCCAUUCGGGGUUGCCACUCUGGUCUCUACUGAAGGCCCCGAGAGCUCCGUACCUCGCUCAGGCUAAACCGUGGUGCUCAUCCUGGUAGCUUCGUACUGCAGAGGCGGUUACCUUUUAUGCUAGAAAUGCUUGUAGGAAAUGUGCAGGCUGGGUGUGUGCGCUUUCUCUUUCAUAUACCUUGAAGGGCUAGCCUCAAAGGAGGGUGCCGCAUUCCCAGGCUGGACCCUAGCUGGUGCCCGCCAGGUCCUCUGAAGUGUGGAAAGCACCCCCUCGUGCUGUCCUGACCGUGUGGCCAGCCUUUCUAGAUUCUAGAAGGCUGCAGGCACUGGAACACCUGCCAGUCACCUUGAGCAGGGGUUCUAUGGCAGUCUUGUACUUUAGCUUGGUGUAGUGUUUUCCGACUUUAUCUUAAAACUCUUCAAAGGGGAUUGUGAAAACUGUGUGUUGUAAGCAGAGACAGAAAUGGCAAAACUGUACCUAAGUCCUGUGACUUAAGCUCAGACGUUUGUAAAUCCAACAUACGCAGGCAGUAACACCAUUAGUCUUAGCUUUAUAGUUCAAAUGAAAGAAAAAUCACAGGAGCCUUAAUUUCCUACUCAGAUAAUUUGUAGUAGUUCUAGCCCCUGAAUUUUAAAGUGGGUAGAUACUAUUUUUGAUUUGGGAAAGGGACUGCUUUCUCGCCUUACUGCUUUGGUAUAAACAUGCACAAACAGGAUUCCUUAGGCAAAACAUGACCUUAAAUCACACGUGGAGUGUUGUUAAGAUGCCUUACGAGGUAGCAGAGCCAAAAGUAGCUUCAGAUUAGCAGAAAUACUUUAAAAGUGCUUUCAGCUAUAAAAGUUGGUCUUCAAGAUUAAAUAAGUGUUCAUUCUCUUUCGUGAAAUAGAAGAUCUGCUUUGUCCCCCAAAAUAAAAGUUUUAAUGAACACAUAAAAUUUUAGGGACUGUAUGUAAUUGAAGAUCAAACUGAUUUUAUCUCAAGUACUUACCUGCCACAAGAUAUGAAUAAUUAGGAUUUCUUCAGCUUUUCCCACUAUAAUUCUAAGAAUAUUUUGAUAAAUCAUUAAGUUUUAACACCAGGUGGAUUUAAGGUAAAAUUGUUCAAAAACACAAAUCCACAGUUUUCAUUUCUUUAUAUUUUUACUUUUGUAAAAGUGCUUAAAAUUUCCAUUGUGUAUCUCUGGGCAUUUUCUGUCAAGUUAUAAUAAAAAGUAGCAGCACUGAGAUUCCAGGAUGAAGUAUGUGGACAAGUAUUGCGCGCAUGUAAACUUCUGUUCUCCAAAAGCCACACUGAUUUUUAUUGUGAAAUUCCUGCUUCAUUGUGUGGUACUUACUGGAAAGGCACUGGUGAGCUUCUUAUCCUAGCAGCCUUUCUUGUGGAGAAGUGCGGCACUUGCAGGCCCCUCACCCUGUGGGGCACACGGCGUUGGGGGAAGGCAGCAGCGACUGGCUCAUGUCAUAAACCUCUGCACACAGGACCUGCUGAGUAGAGGAGCUGGGCCCAGUGGCAGAGGUCUCUGCACAAGAAGAGAGGACACAGGCCGGGAGGGAGCAGCACAGCGUAAAGAACAUGUGCUGCAGCCCAGGGCCUGCCUGUGCGGAAUCAGGGCAAGAGGCCCUUUGCAGAGUGGAGGUCGCUCGCAGGUUUGCUGCUGCUCUUUGCAAGACUUACACUUGGAGCCUGAGCGGCUCAGCCCAGGAAAAGGCAGGCCCCAAAAGCAGCGCAGGAGGCCUCAGAAGCCACAUGGGCCCAGGGUGCAGCCCUGUGGUAAGUGCUGGCCUUGCAUGGGCACAGCCCAGGGUUCCGUCUCCAGCACAGAAGAGCAAAAAGCCUGGGCACCCAGAGGAACCCAUCUCAGCCUGUUGGGUCUGAGCAGAGGACGGCUGCCCACGCUGCCAGGCCGGUAAGUGGUCCAUGAGUUCCGAAAGCCUGUCAGCUGGCGUGGGUCUCACCACCUGUGUUCACUGUCGCUCCCACAGCCAAAGGAAUUACUGCCUUGAAACUCAUACCAGGAGGUGGGAGAUGGUGGAGCAGGAGCCCUGAGAAUAAGGGGUUUCAUGGGGCAGUGGUUCCAAGGCAUUGUGGAGCUCUGCAGACCCCCUCCUCCAUGAGAUAAGGCAGAGUAGCCUGCGUUCAUGUAGGCCGGUGAUGGCAAACCUUUCAGAGUGUUCAGUGAUAGCAGCCGGCUGCGGCAUGUGCGCCAUAGGUUCACCAAAGUCCUAAUAGCAGCAGAGAGGUCAUGACCUAAAGUGUAAGCACCUCAUUAGAUAAACUAGAUAGAUACUUGGUUUUCUGGCCAUAUUAGUAUUACCUCCAUCAGCUCUGAGUGUAGCUCAUUGCCUAGCAUGUGCAAAGCCCCCAGUACCACUAAAAUAAAAUAUAAAAUUUAAAACUCUUCUCAAAUUUGGAGUAUUUUCUUAUUGUUAAAUCUAAGAAAAUUAAGUAGCUUGGAUCCUCCAGGGGAGCUUGGGGGAUUUAGGAAGACAGUAUUCUCCCUGUGAAUCCGUGUGGCCCUGGGCAGCGUCCUUAGUGAAUUUCCAGGUGUCUCCAGCAGAUGGACCCCAGCUCUGUUCUUUCUGCUUCUCCAGCUCUGGCCAAGUGUAGACUCUCACUGGCGACCCUUGCAGCUAAAUCCUAACCUGUGCUUCAGAGAGGUAAUGUAAUGGGGGAGUUUGUGUACCACUGUACACACCUGGAAAAGGAGCUACCCAACUUUCCGCCAACAAUCGUUCCCCUUCUGUCCACUCUAAAACU
Octodon degus (degu) is the source of this 5559-nucleotide messenger RNA. It is a transcript of the gene Matcap2, whose product is annotated as KIAA0895 ortholog. Lineage: Eukaryota; Metazoa; Chordata; Mammalia; Rodentia; Octodontidae. The record is from RefSeq and is a predicted model, not a curated record. The transcript has 7 exons. The coding region runs from base 191 to 1750 and encodes 519 amino acids.